AAUGGAAUAAAAAAGAAAGCCAAAAGGUUUCUUAAAGUUGGCAACGCUUUCAAUUUGUCGGUUGCUGUUUAUUAUUUUUCUGGCGAGUUGAAGAAACAAAUGUAGCAAUCCCAAUUGUCAUUGUCAACAACACAGCUGAUACUAGUGAAGUGAUAUGUGUGGCGAUAUAAAAUAUUUGUAAUUUUUUUCUCGAAAAUUGUUUUUUUUUCGCACUUUUGUGUAUACGUAGCAAAAAAAUUGUCAGAUUUGUCUAAAACAGCCUAUAACUCAAAAUCAUUUAGUUAAGACGAUGUCCGAAGAGGAUGCUAUAAAAAUCGAUCAGCCUCAAGAAUUAAGUUUUGAAGAAUAUCCGGAAAUUUCCGAAGAAAUUGAAAAACGACACAAAAUUGAAAAAUUACUUUUAGAAGGCGGUGGGCAUAUAGAAAUCGAUAUACUGCGAGAGUUGGCUCGUUCAGAUUAUGGCCUAGUUACAGAUGAUUUACGUAGAACGCUUUGGCCGGCAUUAGUUGGUGUGGACGUAAAGUGUUUAUUGCCAGCACCAAAGCUUUGCGACUUUGAAACUCAUCCCGAAUAUAAUCAAGUAGUUUUGGAUGUGAACCGUUCGUUGAAACGUUUUCCCCCAGGUAUACCAUAUGAGCAACGUAUUGCUCUGCAAGACCAGCUGACUGUUUUAAUAAUGCGAGUAAUCUGUAAAUAUCCGGAUUUGCGGUACUAUCAGGGUUACCAUGACGUAGCGGUUACGUUUUUGCUGGUAGCAGGUGAAGAAAUCGCAUUCGCCGUCAUGGAUGUAUUGUCGACAAAUCAUUUUUCCGAAUGUAUGCAAGAAACAAUGGAUGCCACACAAAGACGUUUGUUAUUCAUUUGGCCUGUGGUUAAUUUUGAAAAUCCCGAAUUAUUUAAUUUUCUUCAACAUUCUGGUGUGGGCACUAUGUUUGCUUUACCUUGGUAUUUGACAUGGUUUGGCCACAGUCUUAACUCCUACAAGGCAGUAGUGCGUUUGUACGACUAUUUUUUGGCCUCUCCAGUGUAUUCACCAUUAUUUGUAACUGCUGCAAUUAUACUUUAUAGAGCUGAUGAAUUAUUUCUGCAGGACUGCGAUAUGGCGUCUAUACAUUUGCUCUUAUCUAAACUUCCAGAAAACCUACCUAUCGAACAGCUUUUAAAUAUAUCGAGCCACUUGUAUGACAAGUACCCAAUGACGACGAUUAAAAAAGAAGUUGAAAGAUUAGAAAGAGAAGAUCAAGAGCGGCGUAAGCUUGACGAGAAAUCGGCUUUGGAGAGACGCAAAAAAUUGGCACGCAAUGCUAAAAGCAGCAGUAAUUAUACGUUAAGCCAUUGGAUACCGCAGUUAUUAACACCGAAAUCGUUUAUUGUAACAACGGCUUUUUCGAUAUUUGUGGGCUUCUGUGCUUAUUAUUACAAAAGUCAAUAUAUGUCAGCCGGUAUCAGUUGAGUAAAGGUGUCUUUGCAGCCGUCUUCAGUGCAUAAUCUACGGCAUGCAACCUCAGUCCACUGGGGGUGGAUGAUUGGAAUAUCUUUAUUUUAAUAAUCUACAGCUGGUAUUUCGACUUAGUACUUAGUUUAUAAUAUCGGGGUAUAACUUGCAAAAGACGUUUUUUUAUAUUGAAAUUAUAUGUUUCUCCUUAUAUCUCUCUGUGUUUUAAGCAUUUAAAGAUAUUUGCUAUAUACUUUGUGAUCUACAUACCUAUAUAAUUUAUUCACUACAUCGCAUCUCGUCUGUAUAAAUUUAUGGACAAAUAAGUUAAAAAGAUUGGCUGUAUUACGUGUUUUGAACCGCAGAUAUAUAUUUUAUUAAACCAAUAUAUAAAAUUGAUUUAAUGAAGAAUAUUAUCAAGUUAAAAUCCUGUUAAAGGGUUACUUUUUAAGGUUUUCGCUUACAUGUUUUAUUUAAAAAGUUUAUGAUAUCUUUAGGCAGACAUAGAACAUAGAACAAUUUUCCAAAAACUAAUAAAAUUCAUUCAUAUGUGUAGAAUGUUUCAUACAUACUGUUACACGAAUAAGCAAA
Molecule: messenger RNA, 2026 nt
Organism: Glossina fuscipes
Lineage: Eukaryota; Metazoa; Arthropoda; Insecta; Diptera; Glossinidae
Product: TBC1 domain family member 20
Exons: 4
Coding region: 290-1453 (387 amino acids)
Biological process (GO): endoplasmic reticulum to Golgi vesicle-mediated transport; positive regulation of GTPase activity
Cellular component (GO): endoplasmic reticulum membrane
Molecular function (GO): GTPase activator activity
Source: RefSeq, a predicted model, not a curated record